GUCGCUUCCGGCUGAUGCCUGACUUUGACCCGAAUCUGGUCAUCAUCCGCGUGUUCCCCGGCCCCUUCACCACGCUGCGAAACACGCUGCAGCCGCCGCUCAAGGGCGCGAUCCUCCAGACCUUCGGCGCGGGCAACGCACCCGACCGAGACGCCGACUUUCUCGACGCGCUGCGCUAGGCGAGCAACCGCGGCCUGGUCAUCGUCAACGUGACGCAGUGCAGCGCCGGCUCGGUCGAGCCCGCGUAUGCGACCGGCCAGUCGCUCGCCGCGGCGGGCGUGGUUGCGGGCGGCGACAUGACUCCGGAGGCUGCGCUGGUCAAGCUCGGCUGGCUGCUUGGGUGCGGCCUCGCGCCCGAGGAGGUGCGGAGGAUGAUGGGGACGGACCUGCGUGGCGAGGUGACCAACCGGCAGGCGCAGCGCUUCUCCCUCAGCGACGGCGGCUUCCUCCGCCGCGUCUUCUCCGCGGCCUCCCUCGAGAGCGUCGCGCAGGCGGACCCGUCCGCCGCCGCGCCGCCACCCUCCUCCCUGGCAGAGGGCGAGGCGCGGCUGCAAGAGACGUCACCGCUCGAUGGCCUGCUGGCCGAGGGCGGCAAGGAGGCGCUCCGGGACGGGCUCUCUCGAGCGGCGAGUGCGCCGCACAGCCUUGACGGUGGACUUGCAGACUACUCUGGGCUGCCGGCGCUGCGGCGGGCGCUCGUGCCGACGCUUCUGUGCGCGGCGGCGGGCAACGGCGACAUGCAGGCGAUGCUCGCCCUCGUGGCGGACGGCGCCGUGUUGCGCACGUCGCGCGACUACGACGGCCGCACGCCGCUGCACCUCGCGUCUUCAGAGGGGCGAGACGCCGUCGUCGCCUACCUGCUGCAGCCCGAGCACGGCAUCCCGCUCUCGGCGCUCGACCGGCACGACGACGCGCGGCGGGUGCCACUGAUGAAUGAAGUAACGGCGACGCACAGGGGCGGGCACGACAACACGCCGCUCGCCGACGCGUGCAAGUUCCGCCACCGGCGGGCCGUCGCCCUCCUCGUCGCCGCGGGCGCGCGGUUGGGGCUCCGCCCGCUGAGGCUGGCCGCCGUGGACGGCGACGUGCGCGCGACGGCGAACGCGCUGCUGCCGGCGGGCGCCAAGCUGAGGUGA
Messenger RNA from Emiliania huxleyi CCMP1516, 1136 nucleotides. RefSeq lists its product as hypothetical. Gene Ontology annotation, molecular function: protein binding. The record is from RefSeq and is a predicted model, not a curated record. Bases 297 to 1136 code for a protein of 279 amino acids. The transcript has 13 exons. Lineage: Eukaryota; Haptophyta; Isochrysidales; Noelaerhabdaceae.